AGGUGAGAACAUUGUGAAAGGAGAAAGGGAAUCUAUCAGAAACCUCCUUGAAAUAUUUGAUGGUUUGUUAGAGUAUCUUACAGAAGAAGUCAGUGAAUCUUCUCAGAAUGGAGAUGAGGCCAAUGUGCUAUCCAAUAAUGAAAUUCAAAUUGCAUCUCAAGAGCAGCUGGAAAGCAAUGCUGGUCAACUUAUGCAACCUUCAAUAUUCUCAUCAGUGGAAGGGUCCCAGUCAGAAUUUUUUGCUCCAUCUUGUGAUGUAGAUGGGUCAGAAUCUACCAGUGAAUUAAUUAGACUUGGAGAUACUGCUCAUUCAUUUUCCAAGAGAGAGGAAGAAUUCCAGUUACUUGAAUUGUUACCAGCAGAAGAGGACAAGGGGGUAGAAGAAUCUAAAAACGCAGAGGCUAUUGCAACAUUACCUAGACAGUUCUCUGAAACUGAAAGGGCCAUUGUAAAGGAAAAGGAAGAUGGAUCAGAGGAGUCUGUUCAUACUACUGAACCUCAAAAAGAGAGUUUGAGUGCCAGUGCUACAAAACUUGGGGAGCCUAUACAGCAAGCUAUUCCUUUGCUACCACCAUUUCAGCCUUUGGAAGGCAGACCUCAUUAUCCUGGAUGGAGAGGUUAUCAGAGCUCAGACAGCCAGUCAGCAGCUUUGGCUAACAGUGAAGGAGUGAAAAUUCCUACUCUUGAAAAGUCACUUACACAAAAAUCUGAAGAUGUUUCUGGCAGUCUUCCUCUAUUAAGGAAAAUCCCUGUGGGAGACAAGGUCGUAUCAAAUGAUGCUGAGGACAAUGUGGCAAAGGUUCCCUGGGUAUAUGGGGCUUCAUCUGUUUCCUCUUUACAUCAAAAACUCUCACUACAUGCUGAACAAGUAACACAAACUCCAGGACCUGAAUCUAGAUAUCUGCCUAGAAAGAAAAGAUGUGAAAAUUCUACCACAGAUUCACUUGAAGAGUCUCUUUCCUACAGGACAACAAAGGAAAAGCUAUCUGAGCCAGAGCUUCAUGAAGUGUCAGAAAAACUGUCUCGCAGGUUAAAUGAACUAGAUUUAAUGUUGAAGAGAGCUUUGGGUGGGCCCACCAGAGAAGAAGAGUUGACAGAUGAAGACAAUCUGUCUCAGCACAGUGACAGUGUCAUGGAUUAUCGCCGAAGGAAAGCUGAACGAGACACACCACAUCCAAGGUACCCAAGCAGGCCACGAUCCCUUUCUCCAUCCUCACCCUCAUCUCAGCAUCAACUCUUUUCAGAGUUGGAAGAUAAACUUUGCAGUAAUGGAACUGGCCAAAUAAGGAAAAUACGCAGCCAGUUGCAAAAAGAAAGGGAUGAAAGAACAAAAAAAGCAAAGAUGGUCGCUAAAGCUUAUGAAGAUGAACUAAGAAUUUAUGAAGCUAGGGAGAGGCUUAGACUUUCCAAGCUCAGAGAAGUCAUCAAGGAAAUGGAACAAGAAUACAAAGAAAACAUCUUUAAAGAACCUCCAAAAAUGCCUCAGCCAGUGAAAGUUUAUGCUAGAAAAACCACACCUCGGAAUCCCAAAUACAGCCAGUGGAUUCCAAAACGAGGGACUGUGAAGCCAAAGAAAGCAGCUCCAAUGAAAGUAAGAGAUGAUGACCUCCUAUUUCAGCUACUGGAAGAGUUUCCCCACCUACAUAUUUCUCACCAUACUAUGAAGAAAAUGUGGCAGCAGCAGCUUGCACAUGCUGAACAACUUAAGGCGGCUUCUGGCAGAACUAGACCAAAACUCCAAAAUGAUGUUCAACAAGCCCUGAAGAAGCAUGAGCUUCUUGUUGCAAUUAUUAAAAAAGAUCAAGACCAUAACAAGAGACUGCAAGAAUUUAAGCAACGUAUCUGCCGACAGAAAUGGGCUCAGAAUAAAGUGAGAGAGAAACGCCAGCAAAUUGCUCGAGCCAAGAAAUACUACGAAGAUUACCGGGUUCAGUUGCGUGCCAAGAUGAUGCGGGCUAGGACACGGGAAGAAAGGAUAUUUAAAAACUUACUUGAAGAAGGCUUAGAAAUUCAGAAGCAAAGACUGAAGGACCUGAGAGCGUAUGCUCAAGAGAAGCGUGCUGAGCAAAGGAAAGAGCAUCAAAAUGAGUUGGAGUCUAUGGAGAACUAUUACAAAGAUCAGUUUUCCAUGCUAGCAGAAGCUUUAUCUCAAGAACGCCAAGAAAUCCAAACCAGAGAAAAAGCACAAGCGCAAAUGCUACAGAAAACAAAAAGAGAAUUGAGAUCAAGAAUGGAAAAGGAAAUACAGCAACUGCAAGCAGCAAUAAUGCAAAGUGAUGAUGACACCUUUUUUCAAGAACUAGAAGCAGACAGACUGAAAUCUAGACUUCAGAUGGCUUCCUUUCAGUAUAGCAAAAGUAAUUUCUUGUAAGACUUAUGGUAAAUAUCACUGCAGCUCUCUUGGGCUACAAUGACUAAAAUCUUUUGAGAGCUGCUGUAACAGGAAGAUGGUGUGUGGCUGAUUUUGUCCAAAACAUCUGGUCUGUCAUUUUGACAUGUCAGAGGUGCAGCUGCUGGUAUCUCUACAGCAUGUUUAUGAUCACCAAUAAAGUUUUUUAAACUCUUUCUACUUUCUUAGAAAGGCUGAGACAACAUUGAGCUUCACACAAAGGAAGUGGGAUGAGGUUAUCUUAGCGGAACAGUUGAAUGCUAAGCCCUCUCUACACCUCUGCUGGUUCUUACUGAUGGAGCUGAAAAGCUACACUAACACCAUAGCCAGACGUUACUGGAGAGGAAAGCUCACAAAGAACAGGUAGACCUUUAAAAGAACAUGAGUGAUUCAAGUUUCCUUUGGAAGGACAAGUUAGAGAGCAGAUAAACCUGACGUAAAAAUCAGUAAUUUUAAUAUAUUAAGCAAGGGAGGGCUACUUAUUCUACACAAUACUAUGUUUGCAGUUUUGGUGUUGCUGGCUUGUUAAUGGCAAAGCAUACGAAGUACUAAUUCCUAUGCUACAAGUGUAUUGGAAAAAGUAGUUUGAAAUAGAAAACAAUGAAAAUUCUCUUAAAGCAGUAAAAUAGAAGCUUCUGCAAGAACUGAAACAUGGGAGUGGCCUAUGGACAGCAUUCCUAAUUAUUUUCAACAGGGGUAUACAAACAGGUUUAUGCUCUGUAGGUAUUUAAAUUGUUGGAUUUCACACAGGGUUUUCAAAACUAUGUAAGUCCAUGUGUAAACAAGCAAAGUUUUGUUUCAGUUGAUCUAUUUCAAAAAGGAGUCAUUGUAAUCCUACAGACAGACAGACAAGCAGUAACAACUGAAGUAGCUGACCCUGUUUCUGUGAGAGGCAGACUGGAUAUAAAGUUUUGCAAGGGUACUUGUAUCUAGUACCCUGUUUAGUUUUUUUUAGGGGGAAGCACAUUAGAUCUAGUUCUGUCAGUGUGAAGCUAGAGUAAACAGUGAAUAAGAAUUCCAACUUUCAGCUUUUACCUUACUUCAGGUUGUAAGCUCUGCUUCCAGGCAGAGUAGGAGCUGACACUAAGCACUACACCUCUCUCUGUAGAAUCAUCAUGUGCUAUAAAUAAUACAUUGUUUAACAGAAAAUUCAAGUUUCAGCAGCCAUGCAUUAUGGGCCCAACAAGAUGGUCUGAAUACUUAAACUGAGAACAAAUUACAUCAAACCAAGCCAAUAAUUAGCGAAGCCCAUUACCAAUAAUGUUCUCUGUUUGACAAAAAUUUGCAAU
Molecule: messenger RNA, 3678 nt
Organism: Egretta garzetta (little egret)
Lineage: Eukaryota; Metazoa; Chordata; Aves; Pelecaniformes; Ardeidae
Gene: CEP95
Product: centrosomal protein 95
Exons: 19
Coding region: 191-2371 (726 amino acids)
Cellular component (GO): centrosome; spindle pole
Source: RefSeq, a predicted model, not a curated record